AUGGCGCCCACGAUGGUUACCCUAGGGAUUGAGCUGCUCAAGGGUGGUGAGCCGCCCGAGUCAUUCCUCGAAGGGUUGAUUAUUCCGCUAAGAAAAAGAGGAGACUCCCACGACGCGAUGGAGUUCCACCGUAUCACACCUCUACAAUUGGACACAAAGUAUUCACGAAAACAAUCGCUACGCGAAUGCAGAGCAUCUUGGACAAACCAUUGGAGCUACGCAACAAGUUUUGUCGAUGGACGACAGAUGCUUAAAAAAAUAGUGAUAAUGAUGCUAACCAUACGGGCGACAGCCAAGGCCGAACCUGGUUGGCAGCAUUGCAGAGUCGGGCGAUCUUACUGCUCGGCUUUCGGAAAGCGUACGACCCAGAAGUAUGGAGACUUCCUGUUUUGGCCCUGCGCGCUUCGGGUUCUCUUCUGGCUUCGCGAGUAUGAUCUGGAAAACCACGACUGCACGACAGCACAAUGUGUUGUCGACGAAGAACUCUCGGAAUCGCAAGCGAGUGAUAUCCGGAAUACGACAAGGCUGCGCUCUUGCACCGUUGCUUUUCCUUCUAUGCUUCCUUAA
Messenger RNA from Peronospora belbahrii, 567 nucleotides. NCBI's taxonomy places the organism in Eukaryota, Oomycota, Peronosporomycetes, Peronosporales, Peronosporaceae. The record is from the annotation of a GenBank genome assembly.